Messenger RNA from Fusarium pseudograminearum CS3096, 345 nucleotides. RefSeq lists its product as uncharacterized. Lineage: Eukaryota; Fungi; Ascomycota; Sordariomycetes; Hypocreales; Nectriaceae. The transcript has a single exon. Bases 1 to 345 code for a protein of 114 amino acids. The record is from RefSeq and is a predicted model, not a curated record.
AUGGAAGACACGAAAACAGGACGAAAGAACCGUCGGUGGACACGCAAGAGAGGAAAAAAGGCCAAAACGCCAUCCAACAAGACGACAACUGAAUGUUCAAGGUCCAACACCGACAGCGUCAAACCCGCCAACGCAUCCCACGAGAUGGGCGCUGGCACCCCCGACCAUACAACAGUUUCCAGAAAGGUCAGGGCAAAGGAUCCCAACAGAGCACAAUACUGGGAUGCCAACACCGUGUUUGCCCCAAGCGCCAUAAGACAGCAAUUGUGGAAGCUGCAGCAACACUAUGCACCCCAAGAGACCGAUGCCGCUGCGGGUGCCUCUAAUAGUGUCAAUCGAUGCUAG